CUCAGGGACUUCCUCCAGGCUGGAACCCCGCCUCCAACCCAAGCAGGCAUAAGCCCACCUGCUGCAGGCCCAAGGAGUCUCAGAGGAGGAGGAGAAGAGUCACCAUGUCCCUUCGGAGCAGAGAGCAACAGCAGAGGCCAGGGGGCCUCAAUCCUCGUCUUGGGAGUACCCUGUUUCUGCUAGUGCUGUCCACGGCCUCCAUCCAGGGGGGCUUCCCCAGCCCCAGUGAGUGUCUGACUUACCAGUCCAUCAACAGCAGCUCCGUGGCCUGCUAUGCACCCUCCACGUUCCCCAGCCCCCUCUCCAAAGACACCACACACCUGGCGGUGGAGUUUUCCAACCUGACCCAACUGCCGGCUGAUGCCCUGCAGGGUGCCCCCAACCUCCAAGAGCUGCAUCUCUCCAACAACCGACUGCAAGAGCUGCCAGCCGAGCUCCUGGCACCCGUGCCUGGCCUGAAGGUGCUGGACCUCACCCACAACGCCCUUACUCAGCUGCCCAUGGGCCUCUUCCGGGCCGCAGCCACCCUGCACACCCUGGUGUUGAAGGGAAACAGGCUGGAGGCCCUACAGGCCUCAUGGCUGUACGGCCUGAAAAUACUGGGUUUCCUGGACCUGUCUGGCAAUGGCCUCCAGACUCUGAGCCCUGGGCUACUGGCCAACCUCACCGGCCUGCACACCCUGGACCUCGGGGACAACCAGCUGGAGGUCUUGCCACCUGACCUCCUGCAGGGCCCGCUGGAUCUGGAGCGGCUGCACCUACAGGGGAACCGGCUGCGGGCACUUGGGGAGGACCUGCUCUGGCCCCAGCCAGGCCUACGCUACCUUUUUCUCAAUGACAACAAGCUGGCUAAGGUGGCGGCCGGUGCCUUCCAAGGCCUAAGGCAGCUGGACAUGCUAGACCUCUCCAAUAACCUGCUGACCACCGUGCCCAGAGGGCUCUGGGUAUCCCUGGGAAAGCCUGCCCGGGACAUGCGGGAUGGCUUUGACCUCUCUGGCAACCCCUGGAUCUGUGACCAGAACCUGGAUGACCUCUAUCGCUGGCUGGUGGCCAACAGGCACGUGAUGUUCUCACAGAACAAUACCUGCUGCGCUGGCCCCAGGGCUUUGCAGGGCCAGCCCCUCCUGACAGUGGCAGGAUCCCAGUGAGCCUCUGGGCUGGCUGGGUGGAAGAGCACAGCACCUACUCUGCACGUGUGAGCUGCGGGGACCCACGCUCCCCCAGUGCACACUGGGCUUCCUGCCUUUAUUGCCUUAGCUUACGCCAUGCACGCAACCUGGGAUACCGUCCUGCACUCCCAGAAUCGCUUGCUCUCCGGGCUCCCCUCAGGCCCCGUGUCCCUCUCUCUGGCCAAGCCCCAGCUGCACUGCAGCUGUCUCUGUCUGCUUCAUCUUUCCCAGAUGAGGGGCUCUUGAGUUCUGGCCAGGGCCCCACCCCACUCCUAGCCAGAAUCCCUGGCAUGUUAAUAAAUAACUGAUGA
Octodon degus (degu) is the source of this 1480-nucleotide messenger RNA. It is a transcript of the gene Lrg1, whose product is annotated as leucine rich alpha-2-glycoprotein 1. Gene Ontology annotation, molecular function: protein binding. The transcript has 2 exons. NCBI's taxonomy places the organism in Eukaryota, Metazoa, Chordata, Mammalia, Rodentia, Octodontidae. The record is from RefSeq and is a predicted model, not a curated record. The coding region runs from base 105 to 1148 and encodes 347 amino acids.